UUAUCUUGUUUUAGUAUUUUCCACAUCAUCAGAAGCCAUGCCAAGAAACUUUGAAACCCAAAAGAAAAUGAAAAAAGUCCCCUGUAAUUCAGGUAACUGCCCUCCAUAACAAGCAAGCUCAAUAAAUAAAAACUGCAACUUGCUUUACGAAGAAAGCAAUUUGUUACCAAUCCCAAUCCCCCAUUUUCAUAUUGAUGGCAAAGUUACAGUAGCCCGUGAUUGAGCGCACAUCAGGGACCUUAAAAUCAUCGUAAGUCAAGUUUUUAUCUUAUGACUCAUCAUAUGACUGUUAGCUGAGAAGACUACCAAUACAAACGAGUCUGCAUUGACUUGUAGUUUCGUUUAAACCCUUCUCAUGAUCUUUCCAAACAAAACGACAUGUCUCUGCAAUUCCACUCACUCUGUUAUCUAAUAAACUAUCAUGCGGAUUCACCAUGGAUGAACCUUUUCUCUCCAAAGAAGAAGGAACCAGUGCUUUACAACCAAUCAAGAGAGAUUUCCCACCUCCCUGUCUUGACCUUGGCCCUCCAAAGCGCCAAUCAACUAAUCGUCUUAUCACCAAUGAUACUAUUAUUCCGAUUAUCACAACUCCAAAGACUCCCUCUUAUGCUAACCUCAUCGCAAAUUUGAACAAGAAAAAACUUACUCGCCGCUCUCACUCUGCUCCUUCUGUACUCAGUGAAGUUAAGGAAACUUUCACUGACUCCUUAGACCCUCGCCCGCCCCCUAAAUCCACUCCUUUGAUUGUUAAGCAGGCUUUUUUUGGUUUGAUUAUAUAUAUAAUUCUGGGUAUUGUAGUAUUUUUGGUUAGUGGAAAAUAUAAAGGCACGGUGACAUCAAAGCCAGUGGAUGCCUUGUACUUUAUGGUAGUUACUCUUUGCACAAUUGGGUAUGGUGAUAUUAUUCCAGAUUCAACUUUCACCAAGCUUUUUACUUGUGUUUUUAUUUUGGUUGGAUUUGGGUUCAUUGAUAUUCUAUUACAUGGGUUGGUCACAUACAUUUGUGAUAGGCAAGAAGCAGUUUUGUUAAGCACAGUGGAUGAGAAUCGAUUCAAUGCAAUGGUUACAACAUACAUGAUCGAUAAAGAAAAAGGAAGAAUGAGAAUAAGAAUCAAGGUGUGUUUGGCCUUGAUAGUUGUGGUUAGUUGCAUUGCCAUAGGGACAGUUACAGUGCAUUUUCUGGAGAAGUUGAGCUGGGUUGAUAGUUUUUAUCUCUCUGUUACAUCGGUGACAACCGUGGGCUAUGGGGACUUUGCCUUUACCACGUUAACAGGAAGGUGUUUUGCUAUUGUUUGGUUACUAGUAAGCACAUUGGCUGUUGCUAGAGCUUUUCUCUACUUAGCUGAGUUCAGGAUUGACAAGAGAAAUAGAAGAAUUGCGAAAUGGGUUCUUCAGAAGAAGAUGACCCUGGGGGAUUUAGUAGCUGCGGACCUUGAUAACGACGGAUCCAUCAGUAAAUCGGAAUUUGUGAUAUACAAGCUUAAGGAGAUGGGAAAGAUAGCAGAGAAAGACAUCAUGCAGAUAUGCAACCAAUUUGAUAUGAUAGACAGUGGCAAAUGUGGCAAAAUUACUCUUGCAGAUCUCAUGGAGAGUGACUGAACCAAAUGGUGUUUCACUCAAGUUUCAGAUUUUGCCCUGUACAGACGUAGAAAUCAAGAGAACAAAUCAUUAUUAUUCUUUUAUAUACAACGGCCUCAGCCAUAUUGUCAUGGGCCAUUGCCUCCCACAAGCAGACAACUACUAUUCAGCUGGCUACGAUAAUGGGGGGCUAUUCUUUGCAUAUAUUAUUUUGUUCAACAAAUGGAAACUCAGUAGGCUUAGUUUUGAGCUAUCAGUUACCAUUUCAUCGUUUUUUAAAUGUAUAUGUACCACUCUCAGAAUCUAGAAUGCAUUCAUAAUCAUUGAGAAACAGUUCUAAAUUACA
Molecule: messenger RNA, 1923 nt
Organism: Mangifera indica (mango)
Lineage: Eukaryota; Viridiplantae; Streptophyta; Magnoliopsida; Sapindales; Anacardiaceae
Product: two pore potassium channel c-like
Exons: 2
Coding region: 435-1598 (387 amino acids)
Biological process (GO): potassium ion transmembrane transport; stabilization of membrane potential
Cellular component (GO): plant-type vacuole membrane
Molecular function (GO): potassium ion leak channel activity
Source: RefSeq, a predicted model, not a curated record